AUCGGAAUGCUCAGCUGGUCCCCUCUUGGGGCUCAUGUGACCGGGACCCGGCUAUAAAUAUCAGAGGGGCCUCAGACCAAGACAGAAUUCGGGCGCCAGGAGAAGAAGGCAAAGAGGCUCUGUGUGGGUAUUUUGUGACAAAGGCAAGACCCCAGGUCUGCGUAGAGUAAAGCAGGUGAAGGAGGCAGCCAGGUGAACCCCCACAGCUCCCGACAAUAUGGAUUAUAAAUCAAGCCUGAUCCAGGAUGGGAACCCCAUGGAGAACCUGGAGAAGCAGCUGAUCUGUCCUAUCUGCCUUGAGAUGUUUACCAAGCCAGUGGUCAUCUUGCCUUGUCAACACAAUCUCUGCCGGAAGUGUGCCAAUGACAUCUUCCAGGCUGCAAAUCCCUUCUGGACCAACCGGGUUGGCUCCGUGUCCAUGUCUGGAGGCCGUUUCCGCUGCCCCUCCUGCCGCCACGAGGUGAUCAUGGAUCGUCACGGAGUGUACGGCCUGCAGAGGAAUCUGCUGGUGGAGAACAUCAUUGAUAUCUACAAGCAGGAGUGCUCCAGUCGGCCCCUGCAGAAGGGCAGCCACCCCAUGUGCAAGGAGCACGAGGACGAGAAAAUCAACAUCUACUGCCUCACGUGUGAGAUGCCCACGUGCUCCAUGUGCAAGGUGUUUGGGGCUCACAAGGCCUGCGAGGUGGCCCCGCUGCAGAGUGUCUUCCAGGGACAGAAGACUGAGCUGAGUAACUGUAUCUCCAUGCUGGUGGCAGGGAACGACCGCGUGCAGACCAUCAUCACUCAGCUGGAAGACUCCUGUCGAGUGACCAAGGAGAACAGUCACCAGGUGAAGGAAGAGCUGAGCCAGAAGUUUGACGUACUGUACGCCAUCUUGGACGAGAAGAAGAGCGAGCUGCUACAGCGGAUCACACGGGAGCAGGAGGAGAAGCUCAGCUUCAUCGAGGCUCUCAUCCAGCAGUACCGGGAACAGCUGGACAAGUCCACUAAGCUGGUGGAGACGGCCAUCCAGUCCCUGGACGAGCCUGGUGGGGCCAUAUUCCUCUUGAGUGCUAAGCAACUCAUCAAAAGCAUUGUGGAAGCUUCCAAGGGUUGCCAGCUGGGGAAGACAGAACAGGGCUUUGAAAACAUGGACUACUUUACUUUGGACUUGGAUCACAUAGCAGACACCCUUAGGGCCAUCGACUUUGGGACAGAUGAGGAAGAGGAAGAGUUCAUUGAAGAAGAAGAAGAUCAGGAAGGGGAAGAGUCCACAGAGAGAAAGGAAGAAGGACACCAGUAAGGAACUGGAUGAGGGAGAGACCUUCUGGAUGCAGAGAUGCUGGGGAGGGUGGGGAGGGGCGCAGCCGCCUUGGUGACAGGCCCAGGGAGGGAGAGGUCAGGGCCCCUGGAGGGACAAUGCGAAGGUGUGUCUUCUCUCCACUCAGAGAGCAGGGACUAACAGUAGGACCCCCACUGCUGUGUCCAGCAGCCACUGAACCAGAAUUGGAAAUGUGCUUGAAACAACCACACAGGACACUUUUCUACGUUGGUGCAAAAUGGAAUAUUUUGUACAUUUUUUAAAUGUGAUUUUUUUGUAUAUACUUGUAUAUGUAUGCCAAUUGGUGCUUUUUGUAAAGGAACUUUUGUAUGAUAAUGCCUGGUCAUUGUGUGACCAGCUAUUGUUAGAAAGAGGGGAGGGAAGUCAGGCUGACAAAGCUGCCCUUUUCCUUUCCUGGGAGGGAGGGCUGGGGAUCACUCACAGGCCUAGAAAGGGAUACUGUACCGAACAGGUGUCAAAGCCCAUCGCUGACGUAGGGGAUGGCACCUGAGUUUGUGUUACAUGUUGUUCAAUAAAUGCACAGCGCUCUCUUUCUGUUAUUA
This is a messenger RNA of Enhydra lutris kenyoni (northern sea otter), 1863 nucleotides long. RefSeq names its product tripartite motif containing 63. The transcript has 9 exons. Lineage: Eukaryota; Metazoa; Chordata; Mammalia; Carnivora; Mustelidae. Bases 218 to 1282 code for a protein of 354 amino acids. Gene Ontology annotation, molecular function: zinc ion binding. The record is from RefSeq and is a predicted model, not a curated record.